UGCACUGUAACGUGCUCAAUUAUCCACCGCGUUCACCCGGAGAAUCUAGCACGCCGGAGAAGCGAGACCGUGACACCGGCAGAAUACGCGGUAGCUAUUUAAACUACCAGCGUUACAGCCAGCACCAGGCAUCUCGGUGGAAUCACAAACCGCAGCCAUCGGCAAAAGCCAAAAAGUAGAUUUGCCAAGCAAAAAACUGUUUGUUAACUGAAGGCUGAAGGAAGAAAGGGCUCUGAACUUCAGUGACGAUUUUGCCUAUAAGAGGAAAACAGCAGAAUGGCCGAAUCAACAGACGGCCAAACAUUAAGACUGAUCGAGAGGUUGCAACAUGUCAGUACGGGAAAUACGUCGGGAGAUGGAAAGGAUACCAACGACGGCGAAUCUUCCAAUGCAGAUGGCAUCAAUAUUUGGCAGACGGCUGUUUCCAUAUUGGGUAUUUGUGCCGGUCUGGGUUUUCUAGCCGUCGACGUUCUUGUCGUUAGCACCGGUUGGGUUGGCUUCUUGCUCUUCGGCCUUUUGUAUGCCGCCUUGCUGUACACGUCGAUCAUAUUGGGUCGCUGCUGGAAUAUGGUACGGGCGAAGUGGGGCAGUGAGCGGCAUCCGUACGGCGCUAUUGGCCAGGAGGCCUUCGGCGACUGGGCACGAGGUGUUGUCAAUAUUUUGGUGGCUGUCGCUUGCUUCAACGACGGUACUGUUUUUCUCAUGGGUUUCACUGAAAUGAUCCUAACGAUAGGCGGGCCCGCACUGGAAGGUACUCUGUGCUACUGGCCUCCUGUGUUUGGAGUAAUCAUCUGUCCCUUUCUGUGGUUAGCUACUCCGAAGAAUUUCUGGUUGGUAUUAGCAGGCGGUUUCUUCGCUAUCAUCCUGUCUGUGAUUCUCGUCAUCAUGUCAAUAUUUGUUGCUGGCGAAUCCAUGUCCAGGGGGACUAGCGACACCACAAAAGGAGCGCAUUAUGAAGAGAGCGAUUUUCUGCACCUCGCUGAAAUAGCCGGGACGGUUUUCUGGCUGAUGGGACAGCACAGUGUUAUUCCGACUUUGCAACAAGACAUGCAACAGCCACAGGGCUUCACUAAAGCCAUCAUCAUUGCUGACCUACUGACGUUAUUCCUCGCCCUGCCGAUGAUGCUGGUCUUGUUCAUCAUUUUCGGCAACACGCUGACCAACGUGACGGGCACCGCCAUCGUCUUCGACUUGCUACCAGUGGACGCCCUCAAGAAAGUCGCUGCUCUGCUCAUCUUGGUCAAUCUGGCCGGUGGCAUCUUGCUGAUGAACAACCCACUGUUCCAGUACUUGGAAGAGGUUCUAAAUAUACCAACAGAUUUUAGUUGGAAACGAGUGGUUCUUCGCUCCUCCGUUCUCCUCGGGCAGAUCUUCGUCACAGAGACACUGCCUCAAUUCACGCUCUUGUCUUCCAUCUCUGGCGGAUUCCUUACGCCCAUCCUUUCCUUUCUAGUGCCUUGCCUCUGCUACCUACGCUUGCGGAAAAUAUACCAAGAAGUACCCUCAAAAUUCUCCACUCUCGAAACAGUCGUCUGCGUCAUCAUCAUUGGAGCAACUCCUUGCCUCAUAGGAGCCAUUUUGUUCGGCACUGGGACAUCCAUCAUCCGUGGUGAGACGACCUUCACGGUGCCGUGUUACGUCAACGCGACCCAAGCUAGACUGUGAGAAGAGAGAGCUUUUACCCUUUUUCGCAAGAUCGACCCUUUAAACUUUUAACCCUCUUUAAAAUUCUGUUUUUGUGUUUUUAAUAAAACCUUUGUAAUCUUUGUAUGAUAUUACCGACUAAUGAAGUUGUAUAUUUCAGGUAACUGGGACUCUGUCAACAAAACACACUGGGGCUUCCCACGUUUUUAGAAAGUAUAUUGUCUGCUUUCUUCGACUCAGAUUUCUGCAGCAUGGAGCUGAUUUCAAGGAUUAAAUUCAUUGAAGUUGAUGUAUACGUGCUUUUUGACUGUGGCACCUUCACAAAUAUAUUGUCAAAUUUAAUUGAUACAUUUUUAGCAUGCAUGAGUUAUGAGCUUUCCAAUGAGACAUCGUACGAAAAAGUCGGCCAAUGACAAGACGACUUUUUAAUUAAGAGUGGGACACUCCUAAUUCGUUCUGAAUAGUGUGCGCAAUUUCUGAAUUGGAGCGCGCUAUUUAAAACCACUUUUUAUAACUGUAUAAAGGCCUGCAAAAGAAAAACCAGCUGUGUUUGUUAUAGGAUAUUAUACUCCUUUAAAUUCGUUCGGAAAAGAAAAUGCACGUAUACACACAUGAUAGUACUGAUGUGUUUGUACACACGAAAUAUACACUUUAGUUAAAAACCAGUUGGCUUUGCAAUCAAUUCGGCAUUAUCAAGCAAUUGUUAAGUGAAUGCUUCUCCGAAAUAGUAAACAAUAAUUCAUAUGUAUUCAAGCAUUUGGAUUUCUUUAAUGCUUAAUUUCCUUACUCCAAAGUAAACUAAUAACUAGCAUUUGCUUAUUUUGUUUAAUUAAUAUUUCUCUUUCUGACUGAUGUUCUAUUUUGUAUUUAAGUGUACAUAACAUGUAUCAAGCAGUUGUGCAAGUAAAAUAAAACUCUUUCCAAAAUUAUA
This is a messenger RNA of Patiria miniata (bat star), 2575 nucleotides long. RefSeq names its product amino acid transporter AVT1I-like. The transcript has 9 exons. The coding region runs from base 277 to 1665 and encodes 462 amino acids. The record is from RefSeq and is a predicted model, not a curated record. Lineage: Eukaryota; Metazoa; Echinodermata; Asteroidea; Valvatida; Asterinidae.